Molecule: messenger RNA, 447 nt
Organism: Trematosphaeria pertusa
Lineage: Eukaryota; Fungi; Ascomycota; Dothideomycetes; Pleosporales; Trematosphaeriaceae
Exons: 2
Coding region: 1-447 (148 amino acids)
Source: RefSeq, a predicted model, not a curated record
AUGUGCUUAGGAAACUCAACCCGCGUGAGCCAGGGGGGCUCUAUUGCAGUAUUACGGCCAACCCGGCAUCUCGAGCAGGCCGACACCAACGCCCAUAUGCUACUACUUUUCUCGAACCGAACAGAAGCCCUUAUAGGUUGCGCCGGGAUACAAGUCGAAUUCCAAGGAUGGGAAGGAAAGAGCAGCGUCCGCCGGGAUCGCUGUUGGGUUGUUAUCCAUCACGACGGCGAUCUCAGCGCUUCCGAAGCUCUUCCCCCCAAUGCUUUACCUCAAAAGCCUUUGUUCUCAUUCUCGCUUGACGCAGCCUCUACGCAGACUAUGCAGCUUCCCCAGAGGCUCGAGCUCGGCGUUGGAGAUGCCGGACUCAUCGGACGGAGAGUAUCGCUUAUGACGAGCUCGAGACAAGGGCCUGUGACACUUGCGGAGGGCAUCAUGGGUUGGAACUAG